CAUUUGUAUACGACGCGUCUCAGACUGUAUUAAUUAUAAUGAAUUGCUUUCUUAUUCUGUCCAUGGCUGUGAUUGCUUCACUGAAAGCAGGUUUGUAGGAAUAUAUAUUAUGAUACUAGUGAUCACUUGCUUAUAACCAUGAGACGCAAAGACACAAUUUAUUUUAUUUUUAUUUUUUUUUUUUGCGCCAUGGGUGUCUAAAUAUAAACAACUAUUUGUGAUUACAUGUGUCAUUUAUUUAUGCUUGAAAUCAAAAUUUGUAUACAUAAAAAAAUGAUUAUUUUUUUUUUUAAAUUUAGUUGUGUAGUAUUAAACAAUAUUAAAUUUAGUUCCUGUCAAACCAGAACAACGGUCUAAAAUACCAGUACUUUCCUGUACACAUAGAAAUAAUGGUCACCUUAAAUUACAUGCUAUUGCCUUCGUUUGAUGUUUAUUUUUUAAUUAUCGGACAAAUUUUUUAAGUCUUAAAUAUAAAAUUACGUUAUGAAAGUAUCGAAGAUAUAUAUUAUUAUGUAACAGAUAAAGUUUUAAAAAAAAUUACCUGAAUGUGUUAUAGAUAUGCAUGUGUUCUCUAUAUCACAUUAUUACAAUUGUAAUUAUUCUUAUCUAAAAUGUGGGGUUUUUAAAAUUCGGUUUGCUAGGAAAACAUACUGACUGGCAAUUAACGACAAAAUCUAUAGAAAACGACACGAUACAUUUCUAAAAUAAUAAUCUCACUAUUCUCAGAUUUGCUGAUGGAAAUCAAACCCCCAGACAUAAUUAUUGGGCUUACAAGACAACUUUCCAUCAACUGUUCUUUCAUUCGAACUGAUAUUACAAACAUGGUGAAACUCAUUUCCCUGGUCGUCAUGCGGUCAAAUGAGACCGACACUCUGAAUUUCUACUACCAGGCUUCCGUGGAUGUCUUCGAUGGUCUCAACAACGUCACUGGAGUUGUCUCGGGACUUAUAGAUAACAGACAUGAAUCUUACAUAACAUUGACGUGGAGCAAUCCAAGAUCCACCUUGACUGGGUGGUACAGCUGCCAAGCUAAUGGGGAAAAUCUCAGUGGACAGGUGGUGACGCUAUCAAAAACAGCCAAAGUUAAAAUAACAAAUCCAACGAUAGAAGACCUGCUAGACGUUCUUGAGCGACAAUCGUUUGCACUUGAACUUCAAUCCUCUAAAUUUGAACUUCAAGCGUCACAGCUUUCAAAACUUCAAUACGAUUUUGAGCACAUGGGCUCGUCGGUCCAUGAAAAGUGUGUAUGUUGUGACACGCUGAACUCGUCUCUUAAAUCUUUGUAUCACAUAUCCGCCUUACACAACGGCAGCCGCUAUUACCUGUCCCCCGCGUCGACGAUACUUUUAAUGAAAGAAGCCGAGAUACAGUGUGAGUUCAUGGGUGGGUACCUUACGGAGAUGGACAGCGAAGAGGAGUACCUGUUCGUCAAGAGCUUCCUGAAGAACAACACCGGGUACAUUACAGUUUAUACGGGCGGCAACGAUGGGGCCUUCGAGAAUAACUGGGUCAACACCUACAGCAAGACACCGGUCAAGUACAUCAAGUGGGGUCAAGGGCAACCCAGCGGCGGAACGGCCAACAACUGCCUGGCCCUGUGGAGGGAUUACGACUGGACGGCCGUGUCUUUGAAAUGCUACCAGGGUGUGGUUUCUGACAGCCGUGGCUACCUCUGUGAAGUUCCUGAACCGUAAUUUUAGUUGGACUAAAUAUUCAGC
Lymnaea stagnalis (great pond snail) is the source of this 1718-nucleotide messenger RNA. The record is from the annotation of a GenBank genome assembly. Lineage: Eukaryota; Metazoa; Mollusca; Gastropoda; Lymnaeidae.